AUGAACGGUGGUGAUGAGGUCGGAGCUUCUUCAGACUUACCUCCGCCUUUGGAUUGGAGAUUCUCUCAGGUGUUCGGUGAACGCAGCGCCGGCGAAGAAGUUCAAGAAGUUGAUAUCAUUUCAGCGAUUGAGUUUGAUAAAUCUGGAGACCAUCUUGCUACUGGGGACCGUGGAGGACGUGUUGUUCUUUUCGAGAGAACAGAUUCCAAAGAUACCAGUGGAGCUAGAAGAGAUCUUGAAGAGACAGACUAUCCACUGAGGCACCCUGAGUUUCGUUAUAAAACUGAAUUUCAAAGUCAUGAGCCUGAGUUUGAUUACCUCAAGAGUUUGGAGAUAGAGGAGAAGAUCAACAAAAUUAGAUGGUCUCAAACAGCAAAUGGUGCUCUCUUUCUCCUUUCGACAAAUGAUAAAACUAUCAAGUUCUGGAAGGUUCAAGAUAAAAAGAUCAAGAAAAUUUGUGACAUAAAUACGGAUUCUUCCAGACCUCUAGCAAAUGGAAGUGUUGCAACCUCGAGUAAUUCAAACACUAAUGGAGGUUCACCUGACAAAUUCAUCAAUUCUUUUAGUAAUGACUACUCAUUUCCGCCAGGAGGCAUCCCUUCGCUGAAAUUACCUGCGGUAACUACUAGCUACGAGACUAGCCCUGUGGCUAGAUGUCGAAGAGUGUACACUCAUGCUCAUGAUUAUCAUAUCAAUUCAAUCUCAAACAAUAGUGACGGCGAGACAUUUAUUUCUGCUGACGAUUUGCGGAUAAAUCUUUGGAACCUGGAGAUCAGCAAUCAAAGUUUUAACAUUGUUGAUGUCAAGCCUGCGAAUAUGGAAGAUCUUACUGAGGUUAUCACAUCAGCCGAGUUUCAUCCUACCCAUUGCAAUACCUUAGCGUAUAGCAGUUCGAAAGGCUCAAUUCGCCUGAUUGAUCUGCGACAAUCAGCUUUAUGUGACUCACAUUCCAAAUUGUUUGAGGACACAGAGACGCCAACUUCUAGAUCAUUCUUCACAGAGAUAAUUGCUUCCAUUUCAGACAUCAAAUUCGCGAAAGGAGGAAGAUAUAUACUUAGCCGUGACUACAUGACGCUUAAGUUAUGGGACAUCAACAUGGACUCAGGUCCAGUAUCAACGUUCCAGGUUCACGAACAUUUAAGACCAAAGCUCUGUGAUUUAUAUGAAAACGAUUCCAUCUUCGAUAAGUUCGAGUGUUGUCUAAGUGGUGAUGGACUGCGAGUGGCUACAGGUUCCUACAGCAAUCUCUUCCGUGUGUUUGGUGUUUCCCGGGGAAGUACCGAAACUACAACCUUGGAAGCAAGCAAAAACCCAAUGAGGAGACAAGUCACAACUCCUGCGAGGCCAUCAAGACCAUCCUUAAGCAGUAUAACGCGCGCGGUUAGAAGAGGAGCCGAGAGUUCUGGAGUCGAUGGGAACGGUAAUUCAAUUGACCAUACAAGCAAAUUGCUGCAUCUCGCAUGGCAUCCAACAGAGAACUCGAUAGCUUGCGCCGCUGCGAACAGUUUGUACAUGUACUAUGCUUAA
Microthlaspi erraticum is the source of this 1527-nucleotide messenger RNA. NCBI's taxonomy places the organism in Eukaryota, Viridiplantae, Streptophyta, Magnoliopsida, Brassicales, Brassicaceae. The record is from the annotation of a GenBank genome assembly.